AUUUCUGCUGGGAGUGAGGGGUAAGCGUGGCAAAUGUAGAGAUGCCUCAGCCUGGUCCCUGCUGUCUUCCGGUCAGUCCUUGCUGACAUGCACUAGGAAUACAAAUACAGUGUGUCUGGGGCGACGGACAUGUAAACAGCCCCUUGCUAGGAAAGAGAAGUGGUGUGAAAGCUCACUUUUGAGCUAGGUUGGGAAGGAUGAUUAAGUUUUACAGGCUGUAUAUGCCAAUAUUCAAACGUGGUGGCAGGAUAUGGGCGUAGCAGGGGAGGAGAAAUGGGUAGGUUGAGACUAUGAAAAAUUGGAAAAACCGCUGCUGCUGCUGUCUAACGAAUGGCUAGGAGAGGAGCAGGGCUGGAUAUAGGAAAACUAGUGGACAGGAUUAUUGGGUGGAUAGGGUGGGAGGUGGUGGAGAUUAUGAGACCUGAACUAAACUAGGAUGUGGAAGUGGAGAAAAGGUUUAGAGACAAACUCAUAGUUGCAGACAAAAGAGUGGUGGUUACCAGAGGAGAAGGGAGGUGGGGAGAAGACAAAGGGUAAAGGGGGGUCAAAUAUAAAGGGUGGGGCAAAAGUAGGUUUAAGGUUGUUAAAAAAAAUAGUACAAUAAAUAGUGACAGAAGGAGACGACUUCUGAUAAUGAGCACACAAUGGAGUAUACAGAUGUUGGAUUAUGAAGUUGUACAUCUGAAGUUUAUAUAGUGUCAUUAACCAAUGUUAUUGUAAUAAAUUUAAUUAAAAAAAGAAGUAGAGAGGCUGUUAGAGGUAGAAUGGAUGGAAUUCUAGAUCUGGACAUUUUAAGAGUAAAAAGUAAAGGAUAAUGUGAUUUUUCUAGUUUGGAAGACCAUGUAGGUCAUAAUGCCAUCAACUGAGUUAGGAAAUUAGGGACCAGUUAAACACAAGAUAAUUGGGAAAUAAAAGAGGUAUGUGUUAAGGGAGAUAUGAGUAUUUCUAGUGAUAAGUUCUAUAGAAAUGCAGAAUAGUAGAUGAGGAACCCUGCUGAUGGUCUCUGUGGACGACGUGGUGGAUGAGGUGGCAUUGGGCUAGGCCUUGCCAGACAGGUAAAUUUUAUAGGAAAGAGAUGGGCAAUUCAGAGGCUGGAAAGCACAAGGCCUAUUCCUGUGUAGUAAAACCCCAGUGAGGCUGGGGCUGAAAUGUGGAGAACAGAUCACCUCAUUUUCCUAUUUUAGGGUUCUCAACCCAGGAUGACUUCGGUGACUAGAUCAGAGACUGUAGAAGAGCUCAGCAGAUCCAUCAGCGUCGACCUAGCAGAAAGCAAACGGCUUGGCGCUCUCCUGCUUUCCAGUUUCCAGUUCUCUGUUCAGAAACUUGAACCUUUCCUAAAAGGCACUGAGGGCUUCAGUCUUGAAAGUUUUAGAGCCAAAGCAUCUUCUCUUUCUGAAGAAUUAAAACAUUUUGCAGACAGACUGGAAAGUAAUGGAACUCUACAGAAAUGUUUUGAAGAUACAAAAGGAAAAGCAUCAGAUUUGUCUCUGGAAGCAUCAGUGGCUGAGAUGAAGGAAUACAUAACAAAGUUUUCCUUAGAACGUCAGACUUGGGAUCAGCUCUUGCUGCACUAUCAGAAGGAGGCUGAGGAGAUCUUAUCCAGAGGAUCAACUGAAACAAAAAUGACUGAAGUUGAACCUACAGCAUAUCUUGGGUCUUCCCAGAAUGAAGUCCUUAAUACAAAGCCUGAUUACCAGAAAAUAUUACAGAGCCAGAACAAAGUCUUUGAUUGUAUGGAAUUGGUGAUGGACGAAUUGCAAGGAUCAGUGAAGCAGUUGCAUGCCUUUAUGGACGAAAGUACCCAGUGCUUCCAGAAGAUGUCAGUACAACUCAGCAAGAGAAGUACGCAACAAUUAGAUUCUUCACCAGCUCGAAAACUGCUCAAGCUUCAGUUACAAAACCUGCCUACAGCACAUUGUUCUAAAUCUUGUCAGUGACCUUAUGCAUCUUUGUGCCACAAGGUGCUCUAGAGGAGAGACAUGGAAAGAAUGCUCCAGCGCAUGGUGAUUGCGUGGCAAUCUAAGCUGGUGAUAUGUACCUAUUGCCUUUGAGGAUAAUUGGCUGAAGAGCACGUUGUUGUUUUCCUAAAAGUGACAACACUGCCCUGGCUGGUGUGGCUCAGUUGAUUGGAGCAUCGUCCAGUGCACUGAAGGGUCACGGGUUCAAUUCUGGUCAGGGCACAUACCCAGGUUGCAGGUUUGAUCCCCAUUCAAACACAAGGCAAUUGUGUGUACAGGAAGCAAUCGAUGGAUGUUUCACUUUCACAGCAGUGUUUCUCUGUCUCCCUCUUCCUUCCUCUCUCUAAAAUCAAUUUAAAAAAAGUUACAACACUUUUGUAUCCAAAAGAAUGUUGUAUGGACACUUUUUCCAAGAAUGUGCAAGAUAAUUAAAAUUCCUGUUUUGGAAUGACCUUUAGAAUUAGUAGUCUAGUCUUUUAAAUAUUCUUUGUGAUCACAUCUCUUCAUCUUGUGUAGAAGUUUUUCAAGUUUUGAAACAUCCAAAGUCAUUUGGGAUCAAAUCCAAUGAAACAUUUUAGGGGUCAAAUUGGGUUCUGGUUGUAAAGGAAUGAGACUAAUUUUCUAGUGUGACUCAGGGUGAUUUUAGGUAUAAAAGUUGUGGGCAUUGAUUAUAUUAGGUGGAUAUGUAUAUCACUUCACAGGAUGUCCAAAUUGAGGAAAUACUACCCAUUCUCUAUGUUCUAAUGCCCAUAAUGUGCUUCAGUUUUUAGUAUUGAGUCAACAUCCUAAAUCUUGGAUUCAUUGUUCUCUGUAUUUAAUAAUCUGCAUUAUAAAAUUGUACAUAAUUAAAAGUUUUCCCUUG
Messenger RNA from Myotis lucifugus (little brown bat), 2820 nucleotides. It is a transcript of the gene DSN1, whose product is annotated as DSN1 homolog, MIS12 kinetochore complex component. The record is from RefSeq and is a predicted model, not a curated record. Lineage: Eukaryota; Metazoa; Chordata; Mammalia; Chiroptera; Vespertilionidae. Gene Ontology annotation, biological process: cell division; mitotic sister chromatid segregation. The transcript is spliced from 9 exons. The coding region runs from base 1200 to 1937 and encodes 245 amino acids. Gene Ontology annotation, cellular component: MIS12/MIND type complex.